ACACAUGGCGACAAAGAAAAUGGGCGCCGGUUUUGGGACAAAAUAGCUCAAGCAACUCUAGUCCAAGCCAGUCCGCAGGGAUGACCAGCAAAGGAUAUAAAAAGGGUCGUUCCUCCUCAUCAUUCGCAUCCCUGCAAAACAUCUCGGAAGACUCAAUCGCAACAAAACUUCAGCUACAGACCCAGCAUGUUGAUUCUUAAAACAUCCCUCAUCAUGGCCCCUCUUGGCGUGCUUCAAGCAGUCAGGGCUUGGGAUGGUACAGAUUUUUAUUGUUCCGAGGAUGGCAUCAAUGCCGAAAAGUUCCAAGGGGAAGACCUUUACAAGGUCGCCAAUAUGCAUUGGCAAAUUAGUCUUUAUGAGAUCAGCAAAAAUGAUGGAGAUACUCAAGCUGAUAUCGAUUUCAAAUUUCAAGGUCAGAUGAAGAGGGGAAGGCUCAUUUGUUUCCCAAUAAAAGCCCCCGCUUGGGUUAGCGGCCGCAAACUGCUCUCCAGCGACUGUACUGUCGAGACUACGGGCUCAGGAAAACACACCAAAUUGGCCACGGGACCAGGGGGAAGUGGCUCAUGCACAGAAUUGUAAAUGCCCUACAAGUGAGCCCGAGGCACAGCGACACUUCGUGCCUUGGCCACACCUGCAGCAUGUGCUUUUAUCCUUCUCUUCAAGCAUUUGCGCAAUAACCGAUCGAAAGCAACAGAUUCAACAUAUGCUUUCACCAUGGCUGUUCAACCUUCCUUGGCUCUUACUUCUCUUCAAACAUCAGCUUGCUCAUGCUAGAAACGAUUAGUUGCUCAUAGCAAUCACU
This is a messenger RNA of Protomyces lactucae-debilis, 802 nucleotides long. RefSeq lists its product as uncharacterized. The record is from RefSeq and is a predicted model, not a curated record. Bases 187 to 579 code for a protein of 130 amino acids. NCBI's taxonomy places the organism in Eukaryota, Fungi, Ascomycota, Taphrinomycetes, Taphrinales, Protomycetaceae. The transcript is spliced from 2 exons.